UACAUAUGUAAAAUAGAAACGGAUAUACCUUUCUAGCUAUGUAUUUCGAUCCCACAACCCCCCCAAAACCUCCCACUUCACGCUUUCACUUUGAAACUAUCUUCUCCUUGUGUGUUAUUAGAUUGUAAGCCCCGCCCAUAUCGACAUUUGGUGAAACCUCCACUCACCCUCUUGCAGAUAAAGUUUUAGUUUGCUGCAGAAGAUGAAAUUGAAUGCUUUUCACAUCUGCUGUAGAGUUUCCAAGAUAUUAAAGCUCAAUGGUUUCAUCCUUUGGAUAAGUUCUUUGCAGGUACACACGUGUAUUGCUGUAAGGAAACAAAUUUGAGAUGGCGCAUUUGCUUUCAACUUCAUGCCCUCUUAAAGUUGCUUCGGGCUGUAAACUUAACUCCAAACCAUUGAGCUGCGACUUAGUAGCUUUUCGAACCUCCUCGUUAAGUCUUCAAACUUCCAAAUCUCGAUUUAGAAUGCUUGUUUCAAAUAGUGAGAGGUCAAAAAGGAAUUAUACCACGCAUGCAACCACUCUACCUACAAGCUGGCAAGCCUCAAAUGAACCUGACACAAACUUUCGGCAGAGCUCAAGUGAACACUCCAAACCAAAACGAGUACUGGUCAUUGGUGGUGAUGGAUACUGUGGCUGGGCCACAGCCCUCCACCUAUCUAACAAAGGUUAUGAGGUUGCCAUUGUUGAUAGCCUUGUCCGUCGUCUCUUCGACCACCAGCUUGGUCUCGACUCUCUUACUCCAAUCACCUCCAUCCACAACCGUAUCCGCUGUUGGAAGUCACUCACUGGAAAAACUAUUGAACUCUAUAUUGGUGAUGUUUGUGACUUUGAGUUCUUAUCAGAAACUUUCAAGUCAUUUGAGCCUAAUGCUGUUGUUCAUUUUGGGGAACAGCGGUCUGCCCCUUUCUCCAUGAUUGAUAGGUCAAGGGCCGUAUUUACUCAGAACAACAAUGUGAUUGGAACACUAAAUGUGCUCUUUGCUAUAAAAGAAUUUAGUGAAGACUGUCAUCUCGUGAAGCUUGGGACAAUGGGAGAAUAUGGGACUCCAAAUAUUGACAUUGAGGAGGGAUAUAUUUCAAUUACUCAUAAUGGAAGAACAGAUACUUUGCCUUACCCAAAGCAAGCAAGCUCUUUCUACCAUUUGAGCAAGGUUCAUGAUUCAAAUAAUAUAGCCUUCACUUGCAAGGCUUGGGGGAUUAGAGCCACUGACCUAAAUCAAGGAGUCGUCUAUGGAGUGAGAACUGAUGAAACUGAGAUGCAUGAAGAGCUCUAUAACAGGUUUGAUUAUGAUGGAAUAUUUGGAACGGCAUUGAAUCGGUUCUGUGUUCAGGCUGCUGUUGGUCAUCCACUUACUGUGUAUGGAAAAGGAGGCCAGACUCGGGGAUAUCUUGACAUACGAGAUACAGUUCAGUGCGUGGAGCUUGCCAUUGCAAACCCAGCAAACCCUGGUGAGUUUCGUGUCUUCAAUCAAUUUACCGAGCAGUUCUCUGUAAAUGAACUUGCGGCCCUUGUUACCAAAGCGGGAGAGAAGGUUGGGAUUGAUGUCCAAACCAUGUCUGUGCCAAACCCAAGAGUGGAGGCAGAGGAGCACUACUACAAUGCCAAACACACUAAACUAAUUGAGUUAGGGCUUAAACCACACCUUCUUUCAGAUUCUCUUCUUGAUUCUUUGCUUAACUUUGCUAUUCAGUUCAAGGAUCGCGUUGACAUAAAGCAGAUAAUGCCCAGUGUUUCCUGGAGAAAAAUUGGUGUUAAGACCAGGACUGUUGCUGCCUAGUAUACAUGAUUUGUAUGUAGGCUCUUUAUAUAUAUAUAUAUAUAUACAAGGAAGUUGAACUCAUUGUUGCA
Ziziphus jujuba (common jujube) is the source of this 1849-nucleotide messenger RNA. Its product is annotated as UDP-sulfoquinovose synthase, chloroplastic. Gene Ontology annotation, molecular function: UDPsulfoquinovose synthase activity. Lineage: Eukaryota; Viridiplantae; Streptophyta; Magnoliopsida; Rosales; Rhamnaceae. The record is from RefSeq and is a predicted model, not a curated record. Gene Ontology annotation, biological process: glycolipid biosynthetic process; sulfolipid biosynthetic process. Bases 327 to 1778 code for a protein of 483 amino acids. The transcript has 3 exons.